This is a messenger RNA of Fusarium redolens, 1177 nucleotides long. RefSeq lists its product as uncharacterized. The record is from RefSeq and is a predicted model, not a curated record. Gene Ontology annotation, cellular component: cytoplasm; membrane. Bases 151 to 786 code for a protein of 211 amino acids. Lineage: Eukaryota; Fungi; Ascomycota; Sordariomycetes; Hypocreales; Nectriaceae. The transcript is spliced from 3 exons.
ACGCCCGCACGUGAGACGAGGCUCUCCACCUCAUCUCAAGAUUCUCAUCAAUCUGACAUGAAAGCUCAACAUCAAUAUUCGAUACACAAUUGAUUCUCUGCGCCUUGAUAUUUACUCCUUUAGUCGCUCUUUUUCCGCUUUUCCGCUAAAAUGCCGUCUCCGAUCGUUGCCGCUACGCUCCAGGCCGCGGGCCUGUCGACUAUCUCUAAUAUCCUUGCCCAGAUGAUUGAGGCUCGUCAACAGAAUCGUCCGGUCUCCCUAGACAUCGUCCAGCUUCUGCGCUUCGUCUCCCUCACAUUAAUGACCGCGCCUCCAAACUAUCACUGGCAAGCUUUCCUGGAGCGAAAGUUUCCUGCCUAUCCUGCUGGUCAAGGGCCCCAGCUUGGACGUCUGAACGAUCUUGAGAUGCAGCCUGCCGACGACGCACCCGAGCUCAAGGAAGGCUACGAGGAGCGCAUGGCGCAGAUCAACAAGGACAGAGAGCCUCAGUUUAGUAUGCGCAACACUAUGACCAAAUGGUUUGUUGAUUGUAUCACUGCGGGAGCUAUCAUGAACACGAUUGCGUUUUUGAUCAUUAUGGGCCUGCUCAAAGGUCAGGGCGGUUCUCAGAUUUGGAGCAAUAUCAAGACGGAAACUAUUCCCAUCAUUGUUGCUGGCUACAAGAUUUGGCCUAUUGCGUCCAUUAUCAGCUUCAGUUUCAUCCCUGUUCAUCGACGAAUCGUGUUUUUGAGCUUCAUUGGCCUCUUAUGGGGAAUCUACAUGAGUCUGGUGGCUUCGAGGGUCUAAAUCGUUUGUAAUGUUUCAUUAGCUUUGGUUGUCUCGUGAGAAGCGAAGGCCCAGUUUGGCAGGCUUUGUAUUUUCCAUGUGUUUGUCAUCAGGGUAUAACCUCUGCUGGACGGAAGUUUUUGGUAAAACUCGUCUACAACUCGUCAUAUUGUUCGAUCAGAAUAAAACUUACUACUAUGGUAAUACGAGAAAUCGAUUGAACUGGCCUCCAAAACGAUCGAUUCAACAGUGUCCAUGGAAAUGCAAUAUCUGUUAGCUAGGUCGAUUUAUUUUGAUUUUGCGUUCGAAAAAGCACACUUGCAGUAGAUCAGCUGUUCAAAUCUGAUUCCUUGAAAUAAUUUGUUGAAUAAAAUCAAGAACAGACUAUUGUUGGUUAUUAUUCAUCUCGUUG